Thrips palmi is the source of this 981-nucleotide messenger RNA. RefSeq names its product ragulator complex protein LAMTOR3 (gene Lamtor3). Gene Ontology annotation, cellular component: Ragulator complex. The record is from RefSeq and is a predicted model, not a curated record. The transcript has 5 exons. NCBI's taxonomy places the organism in Eukaryota, Metazoa, Arthropoda, Insecta, Thysanoptera, Thripidae. Gene Ontology annotation, biological process: cellular response to amino acid stimulus; positive regulation of TOR signaling. The coding region runs from base 157 to 531 and encodes 124 amino acids.
GAGCAAUAAGCAAUAAUCCAUGGGCGGAUGUGACUGGAGUUCUUAGUGUGUUCAGUGCCAGUUUCUUCCUCUUUUCCAGUCCUCCCGUGCUUAUCGUUCGGUUCUGACAGCUCUUUUCAUUGAAAGGCAACUACUGUUCUCCCGUAUCACUUCACAAUGGCUGAGGAUAUGAAGAAGUACCUGAAACAGCUGCUUUUGCGAGUUGACAACCUCCUGUGUAUUCUGAUCACGGACAGAGAUGGAGUCCCUAUUCUUAAAGCUGUCAACGAUAAGUGCCCAGAGCUUGCCAUGAGGCCUAAUUUUCUGACCACCUUUGCAAUGGCAACUGAUCAAAGCAGCAAACUGGGACAAGGAAGAAAUAAGACAAUCAUCUGCAUGUACUCAUCAUAUCAGGUGAUUCAAAUGAACAAGUUGCCACUGAUACUUAACUUUGUGGCAACGGCUGACUGCAAUACUGGCCACAUCUUGUCUUUGGAGAACCUCAUUGAGCCUCUCUUGGGAGAGCUUAAAGGUGCUGUGAUAGAAUCCUGAGGAGAACCUUCGCCUGGCCAGGAUUGGAAUGUGGUCAUGUGAAUGACCAUGAUAGUCAGGCGAACAAUACCAGUACUUGUGCUUCGAAUAUAGUGAUGUGUGAAAGCUGUGUGAAUCCUAUUGGACAGUCUUUCUCAAGAGAGUGAACUGAUGUUGAUGAAAGCGGACUGAUUGUUAUUUUUGUGGUGAACUUAAACUGCUUCAAUCACCUUCCUAAGAAAAUUUUGAACUCAAAUUUUUACUCAUCUCCUGUUCUUGUCUUCUUUUUUUUUUUGUUCGAUUAUAAAUAUUUGUAUUAUGUUGUAUAUUAACUGACAGAUGAUAUUGUGAUCAGUUAUUUAAGUUUAAUCUGUUAGAAUAAGAAGGAGAAUUGUUUAGACUGUGUAUAUAUCAUUGUCUUAAAGUCAGAAAUAUUUUAUUAAUAAACUGUUUUAAGAAACUUGAAUACAA